Messenger RNA from Phasianus colchicus (ring-necked pheasant), 6451 nucleotides. RefSeq names its product ubiquitin specific peptidase 49 (gene USP49). The record is from RefSeq and is a predicted model, not a curated record. Gene Ontology annotation, molecular function: zinc ion binding; cysteine-type deubiquitinase activity. Gene Ontology annotation, biological process: protein deubiquitination. Lineage: Eukaryota; Metazoa; Chordata; Aves; Galliformes; Phasianidae.
CGGGCGGCCAAUGGGCGGGGAGAGGGCGUGGCCGGCGGCGUUGGGGUGUCUCACGCUGGUGACAGCUCGCGCGUGCGAUGAUGGCGGUCCUGCCCUGUGGAUACGUAAGCACGUGCUCUGCCCGUCUGAGCAACAUCACCGAGCGCCUGUCCUUGCUGAGCUGGUCAGUGAUUUCGUCUUUAGCAGCAGCAUCACUGGAAAAAGACUGCAAUUGAGGGCUUUGAAGCUGCGCUUCCUUAGAAUGAAGACUUAAGUAGUAAUUAAAUUCUCGAAGAACCACCAAGACUCCUUUGAAUGAAAUGGGGAUGUUCCAGGCUCUGAGCAUUGCGUUGGAGAGGAAGGAAUGUUUCAACGUGACUCAGUCAAAGCAGCGAAGACUUCUGUAAGAGAUGGAUAGAUGCAAACAUGUUGGGCGGCUACGACUCGCCCAGGACCAUUCUAUCCUGAACCCUCAGAAGUGGCACUGCGUGGACUGCCAGACAACUGAAUCAAUCUGGGCUUGUCUGAAAUGCUCCCAUGUAGCCUGUGGGAGGUACAUGGAGGAGCAUGCACUUAAACACUUUGAAGAAACCAGACAUCCAUUGGCAAUGGAAGUUAAUGAUCUGUACGUAUUCUGUUACCUUUGUGAAGAUUACGUCUUGAAUGAUAACCCGGAGGGUGACUUGAAAUUGCUGAGAAGUUCUCUGUCAGCGAUUAAAAGUCAAAAACAUGAUCCAUCAACAAGAAGCGGGAGGACGUUGCGAUCCAUGACUUUGGGAGAGGACGUGUACAGCCAUCAGAGGACCCCUCAGGGACAGUCUCAGAUGCUUACAGCUCUCUGGCACAGGCGCCAGUCUUUGCUUGCCAAGGCACUGCGGACCUGGUUUGGUAAGAGCUCCAGAGGCCAGCUGAAGUUAAAACAAAAGAAACAGAUGGAGGAGUUGGAGAAGAAGAAGGAGGCAGCUAGGCGGCGACGGCAGGAGAUGAAGAGACAGCUUCUGGAGGAGCUGGCAAACACUCCUCCGAGGAAGAGUGCAAGGCUGCUGUCGCACGUGCACAGAGAGAACUUGAUUCCAAGGAAAUUCAGGGAGGUGGCGACCGCUUCCCCUACCUCAAGGCAGAUGCAGAGCAGCAGAUUCAAUCAGUUUUAUUCCAUCCGGCGUAAGCCUCUGAUGACUCCCGGGGUGACGGGUCUAAGGAACCUGGGGAACACAUGUUACAUGAACUCCAUUCUGCAAGUGCUGAGUCACCUCCAGAAAUUCAGAGAAUGUUUUUUGACGCUUGAUCUCUGUGAAACGGAAGAACUCUUGGCCAAAACUGUGAACGGGAAGUCUAGGUUGCCUGGCAGAUUGGCAAAUGGAUCUGCUGCUAAUGAGUCAGGGAGGACUGACAAAGUGGGAUCAUACGGCACGCAGAGCUUGCCAGCUGGCUUAAAUGGCAGCUCCUCAAUAAGCAGGAGUUUAGAACUAAUACAACCCAAGGAACCACGUUCAAAGCACAUCUCCCUCUGUCACGAAUUGCACACCCUCUUCAGAGUGAUGUGGUCUGGCAAGUGGGCACUUGUGUCCCCGUUUGCCAUGCUGCACUCUGUGUGGAGUCUGAUCCCAGCGUUCCGAGGUUACGAUCAGCAGGACGCUCAGGAAUUCCUGUGCGAGCUGCUGGAUAAAGUGCAGCAGGAACUGGAGUCAGAAGGAACGAAGCGCAGGAUCCUCAUCCCUUUCUCGCAGAGGAAGCUCACCAAGCAGGUCCUGAAGGUGGUGAACACCAUUUUUCACGGGCAGUUGCUUAGUCAGGUCACCUGUAUAACAUGCAACUACAAAUCCAACACCAUUGAGCCCUUUUGGGAUCUUUCCCUGGAGUUUCCUGAGCGCUAUCACUCUAUUGAGAAAGGGAUUAUCCCUGUUCACCAGGCAGAGUGCAUGCUGACGGAAAUGUUGGCCAAGUUCACAGAAACUGAAGCUCUGGAAGGGAGGAUCUAUGCGUGCGACCAGUGCAACAGCAAACGACGAAAGUCUUCUCCCAAACCUCUUGUUCUGAGUGAAGCUAGAAAGCAGUUAAUGAUCUACAGACUACCUCAGGUCCUCCGACUGCACCUUAAACGAUUCAGGUGGUCUGAACGCAAUCACCGUGAGAAGAUUGGGGUCCAUGUCCUCUUUGACCAGGUACUAAACAUGGAACCUUACUGCUGCAGGGACUCUCUCUCCUCUCUUGACAAAGAGACCUUUGUCUAUGACCUCUCCGCUGUGGUGAUGCAUCAUGGUAAAGGGUUUGGCUCAGGACACUACACAGCAUAUUGCUACAACACAGAGGGAGGCUUUUGGGUCCACUGUAAUGACUCCAAAUUGAAUGUAUGCAGCGUGGAGGAGGUGUGCAAAACCCAGGCCUACAUUCUUUUUUACACUCAAAGAACCGUGCAGGACAAAGCAAGAAUCUCAGAAAAACAACUCCAAGCUCAGGUGCUCUCCAAAAAUACUGAUAAAGACAGAAGACUGACAUUCCCAUGAUGGGAAACUCUAUAACUCAAUUGAUGGUCUCUUGUUUGUUUGUUUUUGUUUUAAACCAUUGUGUUCACAUCUUUCCUCUCUGUAGGGAAAAGGGCUGGCUGCAGGAAGGGGAUCAGAUUGUGGUGUUGUUUGCCCAGGUUUGGAGAAGUGUAUCAAGCUGUGCAAUUCCGAUAUGUAAGACUGUAGUCAGAAACUUGUUUUUUAAACAAUAUUGUUAAAUUACUCAAAACAAAGAGUUUGAUGCUUUGUAUCAUUAGUCUCAUAUUAAAAUGGCAUUGAGCAAGGCAUAUAAGAAAUGAGCACCACCAAGAACUAGAAGCAUUCAGCUGGUAUCAUAAAACCUUCAGUACAUAGUAGUGCUGAUAAACCUCCAGAAGGAGCAGGUAUAGUACCUUCCCUUUAACUGUCACUGGGAUUUCCACCCAGGUAUUUCUUUUAUGGUUGUUGAAUAGUUGGAGCUGGCUGCCCUAAAAGCCUUUCUUCCUGAAGAAGUGUAUGACAUUCAUCAACAAGAAGAAAUGUUCCCCAGCCCUCAGCUAUCUCUGUGGUACCGAUUUCUUUGCCCUCAGAUAAGGGCAAACAAAUGGCUGGCAAUUUCUUUCAGUAGCUCUUUUUCUCAGUGUUACUGGGACUGUAUGCACACUUGAUAGCCUGUUCUCUAGGCCGAACUGAAGUGGCAGCUAAAUUCGCUAGGAAUGUAAUUCUGGAAACAGUUCUGCUCUGGUGAAUGUUUUUUGUUUUAUUUUUAAAAAAAUAUAAAAAAAACCAAACACCCUGUAAUAAAACAGGAACGUGCCUGUGUGAUCAGAGUCGUAUCUGUUUGCACUGGCAGCAAAAAUAAAGCCUACACUGCAUGUUUCUGCUGGCAUAACUUUGCUGAUCAGGAUUAGGAAGAAGUGAAAACCUGACUUGCACAGCUGUGACGGCAGAAGCAGUCACUGGGAGGCAACUUACACUGGCAAAUGAGCACUUUGUUUUGUUUUGGGAAUAUGUCCAGGGGAGUAGUGUGGAGGUAACACCGCAAGAGAGCUAAGUGCUGAUAACUGCUCCUGUAGUGGCAAUACUGACAAACUCUGGUUGUCAUGCGAGACCCUGAAUGACUGAAGGCAGUGAGGUUGUGCAGAUGCAGUGGGCAGAGUUUAACCUGUGAAGCUGUUAUUCCUGCUGGGUCGUAAAGGGAAGGAAUUAAGUUAACUGUCAUAUUCCUCAGUGAGUUUGAAAAACUACAGAAAUGUCUGUGAGUAUCAUGAUUUUAGAACAUAGGGCUCUGAUUGACUGUUUCUAGUCAGUUCUCAGCCUACUGUUGGACCUCAGGAAUUCUUAUAAUUUGGAGUUUGGCUGCUCAUGUUUCUUAUUGUCAUCAAAUCUGAAUAUGUGACUGCAAUGAUACGUGUUAUAUUUCAAUCUUGUUGUUCUUUUUUUCUUCUUUCCUGAAGCAGCUAUGGGUUGAAGCAUGCAGUUCUUCAAACGCUUGAUUCAGUGUUCAGGUAGGGGAGCUGGAACCAUGUUUUUCUUCCCCUUCCUACUUUUAUCCUGGCAGGCAUUGGCCCAUCAGCCACAAAUUGACAGCUGUGCGUUAUUGUUGGAGAGGGCAAAGAGGAAAAUCCCCCAAACACAAUUUCUCUUCUUUCACUGCUGCUACUUCAACUUUUGAUUUCCUGUACUGUGGGCACUUCAGCUGCUGUUAAUCACUUUAGUCAUGCAGAGAUGAGCAGAGCAAACAAGAAACUCCUCUUUUGUUAGAGCACAGCGCCGCUCUACGUCUCCUCUGUCCAUAAAGAACCCAUUUCCUCUGUCUGAGUAGUGUGCCACUUUUUUGAGCAUACACAAACUGAUCUUUUAGCAAUUAAGAAUAAUUUGAGUUUAUAUGCUUGCUUUGUUUUGUGGAGGUUUUGUUUGUUUGUUUGUUUUUAGACAAGCCAGUUUGAAACAGUCUUAUGGGAACAAAUUAAAAGGUUUUAAUUCUGUUUCUCUAAAUGUUGCAUGGUCUGGAAGGAUUUCCUGUGAAUGUCUGCAUAUCUACGUAUUUACUAGGUAGCUUUUUUUUUUUUUUUCCCCCCCUACUAGUAAUAAAAUUAAAUAAAAAUAUUAUAGGCCAGACUGAGAUACAAAAUGACCCAGCUUAGUGCAGGGGAAGCUGGUCUGGCUUCAGCACAGGCAGAAGUUGACAUUCAUGAAAGAAUGAAAAGGAAAUGCUUGUGGUGUUCAGAUCUGUGCUGGAGUCUUUUUUAGAGCAGAGUGCAUGCUUUGUGAAGACUACUUGUCUCAAAGGGAAAAUGAAAGGAAAAAAGGUGUUCAGUGUUGCCUUCUUAAUCUCAGAAGUGGAAGGGAAAAUGGAACAGUCAUGGUUUGCUGUGACUGCCAAAUACUGUGAUUGCAUUCUGCAGCCCUUACCGUGCUGGCCCUGUUUGUAUGAAGAUUGAUUGUUGUCACUGUAGUGAGUUGAGACUCUUUGCUAUGAAUGCUCAUCUUUUGACUGAGUGUUUUGCAUUAAUAUUUGUAUUCAGGUAGAAAUAUGGUUGUCAUGUGAAUUGACUGGAUUACAGAGGGGAGUGGGAGCAGCACUGUUAGCCAUGGGUACAGCUGGUUGCCCAAGCAGAUUGUGUAGCGUUUGCUGUUGACAUUGUUGACAUUAGUGACUUCUCCAUGUGACAUUAGCCUCGUUGCGCUGAGAUGUGGAGAUACUGCAGUCAGAAAAAUAUUGCCCUGAUAGGGAAGGAAUGAAUUAUACUUCAAAGUAAACUUGCUUUUUCCAGCACUGUGAGGUUUCUGUGAUAUUUAGCUUUUAUUUGGAAGCGAUAGCGUAUAGCAUUUUUUAUGCUGUUUGGUUUAUAUUGGUCUGCUGUAGGCAUCUUUAUAUAAGCAUAACUCAAUGUCCCUGUCAUGGUGGACACUGUUCUAUAGUGUCUCGUUUGCCAGAAAUAAAAUUGGAAGUUAUCUCUUUAUAAACAUCCAGCUUGCAAUUACUGUGAAGCCCACUGAAGUGAAUGCCUGCCCACAGGCUGCCUGCAAUGCAAGCUCUGUCCCUCCUAUAAUGGUGUGGCUUGAAAUCCUGCUCCAAUCCAGGUGUGUAUUUAGAAUAAUUCCAAAUGUAGGCUUUACUCCUACAAGCACCUAAGCAGCUGAUCUAACUUAACUCAGGUGUGAAGGUGACGCUUUUGAGUCCCGAGCUCAGCAUCUGCAGGAUUAGAACCUUUGUUUUGGUUGAACUGGGAGUGGAAUUUGUUUCUGUACGUGCAGGCACACCUGUACUGGGGUUCAGUCAUGUCACAAGAAGCCAGCUGCCUUGAGAGAUGCUGAGAGCAAGUGUUAGGCGCCUGGCACUGUGCAGGUUGCUGUCUGAAGACAAAGUAAACCACAGGACACGUGCAGGCUGUCAGGCUUCUGAGUAGUCAGCCCUUGGCACAGAACUGUUCCCAGCAUAACCUUAUUCUCUUCAACUCGUACAUAAACUGGUGUUAAUUUUAUGCUUUUGAGAAUGAAGAAUCUCAAUGUAUUCAUGGCCAGAUAGGGUACAACAUUGGCUGUAGUUAUUGGGAAAUACUUUAUUUUAGUUAACAUUCUGCCUCUAGAAGUUAGUUGCAUAAAUUUGCCUUUGUUACCACUUUACUACCUGCAUGCCCAAGUUGAACUAUGCAUACUGCAAGAAGAGUUUCUCUGCAAAGCAGUGGGGAAAAAAAAAAAACAAAAAAACUUUUUUUCCCCACUGUUUCUAACCAGAACAGUUCUCUGGUCUGGCUUUGAAGUUGUCAAUACGAAGCAGCAAACAGAAUCAGAAUAAUGUGCAUUAAGUGUUUGAUGUCAGACUUUUCUUGGUGGCUGUGUCACCCCCAUUUCCUUAGGGGAUUCCAGCCAUUCUUUUUCAGCAAGGAAUAUAAUUGGAAACAGUAAAAGCACUGAGUGCACCCUAUGGAUUCACUAUCAGAAGUUAUUUUUGCUUCUAAAAGGAGAAAGACAUCUUCCUUAUG